Molecule: messenger RNA, 647 nt
Organism: Ctenocephalides felis (cat flea)
Lineage: Eukaryota; Metazoa; Arthropoda; Insecta; Siphonaptera; Pulicidae
Product: replication protein A 70 kDa DNA-binding subunit-like
Exons: 5
Coding region: 75-647 (190 amino acids)
Molecular function (GO): nucleic acid binding
Source: RefSeq, a predicted model, not a curated record
AGUAAAUAAUUGCAAGUGUUAAAUUUCGGCAGAAAAUUAAGUUGCUGUAUGUAUAAAAAUUGUGUUUGCUAGCGAUGGCUUACCAGUGCGGCAACCGAAAAAUAACCAUAAGGGCCUUGAUCGAUGACAGGGCUGGUCAAACUUCUAGCUCCGGUGUGUCAGAAGCUGUUACAGGUGUUCCGUCCCCAAGUACCGGAAACUCGUAUAAUAAAAAACGGAGAUAUGAGAAUGACAUAAGUAAUAUUGCUUCUUUGACUCAUUCGCAACAAAAUUGGACAAUCAAAGCCAAGGUCGAAGAAAAGUCGGAUAAAAAACCAUGGAGUAAUAAAAAUGGCAAUGGCCACUGUUUUAGUAUGGCGUUGUCUGAUAAUAGUGGAAAAAUCAGAGCAGUUGCUUUCAAUGAUCAAUGCCAUAAGUUUUAUGAAAUGAUUCAGGAAGGAAAGAUUUACACUAUAUCAAAAUUUGAUGUGAAACUACGCAAAAAAGAAUUUCGUACCUUCAACGAUUAUGAAAUAGUAUUAAGAAAUGAUACUCAAGUCGCAGAGUGUUUGGAUGUUGGUAAUAAAGUGCGAAAAGACAGUUAUGAAUUUGUUAAGAUUAAAGACAUUCAAGCAAAGAAAACAAACACUUUAGUCGGUAAGGUUUAA